Mangifera indica (mango) is the source of this 636-nucleotide messenger RNA. RefSeq lists its product as uncharacterized. Gene Ontology annotation, molecular function: cysteine-type peptidase activity. Bases 1 to 636 code for a protein of 211 amino acids. NCBI's taxonomy places the organism in Eukaryota, Viridiplantae, Streptophyta, Magnoliopsida, Sapindales, Anacardiaceae. The record is from RefSeq and is a predicted model, not a curated record. The transcript has 3 exons. Gene Ontology annotation, biological process: proteolysis.
AUGGAUCAGCAUAUCGAUAGUUAUUUAGUGGUAUUACGACAUACAUUUCCAUCGGCUAAAUGGACUUGUGUCGAAACUUCUUUUGAUGGGUGGUUACCGCAUAUAAUAAAAGAACGAGAAGAUUAUAGGUUAGAUAAUUAUCGAUGGCCACGAUUAUUAUUAGAUCCGAUUGAAGGGAUAAAUGAUUCAGACUUACAUAGAGGUUAUAUCUCAUGGGCUAACGUUGAUCGGGUUUAUAUUCCGAUCAAUUAUGAAUCUCAACACUGGGCAUGCGGUGAAUUAGACUUAAAUGCUUGGACUUUGACGGUGUAUGAUUCAUCGAAAGCAUUUUUUGACUCUACAGAGAAGUUCUUAGAGGCUAUGAAACGGUAUUCUUAUCUUCCGUCUAUUAUUAAUGCGACCAACUAUUGGGAGUCACGGGGUCUUGAGCCAAAGUUAGACCCAUUGACCAUCACGAGAUGCAUAGAUGUGCCACAACAAGGCACUGCCUCCGGUGACUGCGGGAUAUUCUCAUUAUUUAUUUUAGAGUAUCUCGCCACUGGCAGGAGAUUAACUUUUAGGGCAUCGAAUGCUUCUGUAAUGCGUUGUAUGGUUGCUUCCAGAAUAUGGAGGCAUGGCGGGAAUACAAUUCUUUGA